AUGCCGCGUGAGACGUACGAGCGGGCGCCUUCACGCGCGGAUCCUGAUCCCGUUGUGCAGGAGCUCCCAGCCAUCCAUCCGUCAUUCAUCCAGGUGGCUAAGCCUUAUGUCUUUGAGCAGACGAUCCAAGACUGCAUUCAGGCGAUGGGUGUGGAUCCUAUGCGCGAAGAGAAUUUGCGCUUACAGGGUGUUUCGUGGAUUGACAACGUGCGCAAGGUGCUCCACCUUCCGGUUCGCACUUUUAACACAGCUGUGAUCUACUACCAUCGGUUCAGGCUAUCACAUCCGGAUAGCGAGUACAAUUUCAUGGAUGCUGCCGCUGCGGCUUUGUUCACCGCAUGCAAAAUCGAAGACACUCUGAAGAAGUCGAGGGACAUUGUUUGCGCGGCUUAUAAUUUGAAAUUACCGCCCUCAGAGCAUCUGUCGUCGGAUAGCCCGGUUUUUGAAACCAACGCACGAGGAAUCAUCGGACUCGAACGACUUAUGCUCGAGUCAUCGGGCUUCGAUUUCCGUACCCGCCACCCUCAGAAAACUCUAAUCAAACUUGCUCAAUCUUAUGGGUUAUCGAAAGAGACUGAAAUGACCGAUCUCUCCUAUCGCAUCUCGCUGGACCUCUACCGCACUUUUGCACCAGUCAAACAGACAACAGCUACAAUGGCCUUUAGUUGCCUGGAACUUGCAGGACGACUCCUGGAUAAGCGCCUCGACGCGGUGGAGUCAGGACGGGAUUACGAUCAAUGGGACACUAGCCGCCCCGAAGUCAUGGAAACCCUCUUUGAUAUCCUUGAGCUCUACACCCACCACCGUUCCUCCACGUCCGUAGGACCACAAUUUCCAGCAGGUCGCUUCCUGACCGUUCGCAUACCACUCAACCAAGAGGCUAGCGAAAAUCACAUUCCACGACACGCCAACUGGGAAGAGCGCCCCCGCCAGCCCAUGUAUCUUGGAAACCAAGCGAUCAACACACGCCCCAAGACUAAUGGUGAUCGGCACCGAACCUCUGACCGCGGCAAGGAUGCAGCCGUACGCUUCAUGCUUGAUCACGAUAUUGCGGAGAGUGAGAUGAGACAAGUCGCUGAAUACUUCCACGUUGAAAUGGAAGAACACGAGGUGGAUGCUUGA
Molecule: messenger RNA, 1122 nt
Organism: Penicillium maclennaniae
Lineage: Eukaryota; Fungi; Ascomycota; Eurotiomycetes; Eurotiales; Aspergillaceae
Product: putative cyclin
Exons: 6
Coding region: 1-1122 (373 amino acids)
Biological process (GO): positive regulation of DNA-templated transcription, elongation; regulation of transcription by RNA polymerase II
Cellular component (GO): cyclin/CDK positive transcription elongation factor complex; nucleus
Molecular function (GO): cyclin-dependent protein serine/threonine kinase activator activity
Source: RefSeq, a predicted model, not a curated record